UUUCAGUUAACGUGUUUCCGAUCCGAGUGAAGAGUCAAGAUGCAAAACAAUCCCAGUCCACAGUUGCCAUGCAAGGGCAUUUUAAAGACUUCGCGCAGUUUUGACAAGUCGGGUGCCAGUUUUCGCAAAAGUGCCAAGUUUGAUGAGCUGAACGUGAUGCAAACAUUUCAUCCGGCCGAUAAGGAUUACGGGCAUAUGAAAAUCGAUGAACCAAAAACACCUUUUAACUACACGGAGCCAUUUAAUGAGAACAGAGACGAGCUGGACACCGAACUGCUGGUUGAGAAAUUACGAAUUGCGGCCAGCACACAACAGUCUUCCCAAAGCAUUGAUGAUGAAGGUUCUUCCGGCGAUGAUCAGCCUAUUAGCGAAGAGGAGCGACAAAGACGCCGUGAAUUCGAGCGGCGUCGCAAGGCCCACUAUCGUGAAUUUGAGGCGGUCAAAUUGGCCCGCAAGCUAAUACAGGAAGAGGACGACGAUGAUGAUGAUGGUAAUGACGCAGGUGCUGCUUCGGGGUCAGCACAAGGCGUUGCCACCAGUUCCAGCACUUAUGCCAGCGGCUCGAAACAAAAGUCAAGUCCGAAAACAACAACAUCCGCGACCACCAGUGCGACCAGCAACAGCAGCAUCAUGGACCUGGAGCCAACUCACAAUUAAAAGCAAUAUGCAACACAAUAUUUACAGGGUUCUAACUGACGUUGUUUGUUGAUGUUAAUGUUGUCCGCGUAGGCGGCUCAUCCGAAACUUAAUUUAUUGCUACUAAGUGCUGUCGUGAUGAAUUAAAUUUAUAUAUACAUUUACCUGGCGUAAAACAGGUAAAAGUUCGUAUAUUUCAAAUAGCAGCCAGCGCAAAAUGUGCUUUCCAUCAAUGAAAUAUGAUACAAAUCGAUUGAAAUUGUAGCUGCGAGAGAUUUUACAACCAAGUGCACAUUAUAAACUAAUAUACGAUGAAAUAUAAAAAUUUGUAGCGUUA
Drosophila montana is the source of this 973-nucleotide messenger RNA. RefSeq names its product Inhibitor-2 (gene I-2). The transcript has 4 exons. NCBI's taxonomy places the organism in Eukaryota, Metazoa, Arthropoda, Insecta, Diptera, Drosophilidae. Gene Ontology annotation, biological process: regulation of signal transduction. Gene Ontology annotation, molecular function: protein phosphatase inhibitor activity. The record is from RefSeq and is a predicted model, not a curated record. The coding region runs from base 40 to 657 and encodes 205 amino acids.